Molecule: messenger RNA, 1910 nt
Organism: Vigna umbellata (rice bean)
Lineage: Eukaryota; Viridiplantae; Streptophyta; Magnoliopsida; Fabales; Fabaceae
Product: Regulator of chromosome condensation (RCC1) family protein
Source: RefSeq, a predicted model, not a curated record
AUAUUUUCGUGUCUCGUAUUGAGCUAUGUAUUUACGUACUUUGGGAUAAACAGAGCCUUGUGUUGUGGCUUUGAGAGUUCUCAUCGGAAGCAAUGGAAGACGCCGGGAAACCUCUGAAGUCCGGCAACCCAUCGCGUAAGGUGGUUGAUUUGGCUGCCGGAGAAGCACACAAUCUCGUUCUUACUGGGGAUGGCAGUGUCUACAGUUGGGGCAGGGGAAUGUUUGGAAGGAUUGGGAGUGGCUCAGAAACGGAUGAGCUUUUUCCAGUACAACUCAAAUUUGGAAACGCAAAUCCAAAUGGAACACAAGACACUGUCAAGAUCGUGGGAAUUGCUGCUGGCGCUUAUCAUAGUCUCGCUCUUGCAGAAGAUGGAGCUGUUUGGUCUUGGGGUUACAAUUUCUAUGGUCAACUUGGUACAAAUGGAGAGAAAUCACAUGACAAUGAAUAUGAGGUUGGAGACCAUUGUUUAGUUCCCCGGUUACUGAACAGGUUUGUUGAAUUGCACUCUGUCAAUUCUUCAUCGAGUGUGUCUGAAACAGAAGCCAAAACAUUACUUAAGAUAUGUGCUAUCAAAGCUGGAGGAAUGAUAUCUCUGGCUAUUGAUAACUGUGGGACCCUAUGGAUGUGGGGAAACUGUCCACAACAAAGUAAAGAAGGUGAGUUAGCACUUGUAAGCAGUUUCACUCCAACUCCAGUUCGGGAUUUUCUGGGUCGAUCUGUUGUCAAGGUUGCAUGUGGAAAUGAGCAUAUCGUAGCUCUGGUUAGUGCUGGCGAAUCAUACAAUGGUGAAGAUCUAGUAUGCUACUCUUGGGGUUAUAACACCCGUGGCCAAUUGGGCUUGGGGGAUAGAGAGAACAGGCUGCAUCCGGAAGUUGUUAAAACAUUUGAUGAGGAAUCACCCUAUGAGGUGGCAUGUGGUGCCUAUCACACUGCUUUGCUAACUCGUAUAAAGAAAAGUAGUAGUGACACAUUAGACAGCAGAUGCUGGACCUUUGGCCUUGGAGAUAAUGGCCAGCUUGGGCAUGGAACAACACAAAGCACAUUAUUUCCUACACCUGUUAAAGAAUUGCCACAAAAUGUAUCCCUUAUUUGUGUUGACUGUGGUUUGUUUCAUACAAGCGUAGUUUCCUCAGAUGGGGAUGUGUGGUCAUGGGGAAUGGAGAAGGGUCUUGGCUUAUGCCCUGAUGCUAGUCGAGCUGGAACAGAUUCUGGUGAUGCACUGUCUCCCCGUCUUAUGUCAUGGAAGCCAAAUCAACCUAAAUUUCCAGAUCCAGUUAAACUUGCAUGUGGGGCCGCACAUACUGUUAUAAUUGCGCAAGGGGGAUAUAGAAUGUGGUCUUGGGGUAGGGGAAGAAGUGGAGUUCUUGGAGAUGGUAAAGGAGUAGAUUGUUACACUCCCACGCUCGUACUAUGGCCUCAAAUGAUGGAUGACUCUGAGGAAGAGGAAGUAAAAAGCGAUGGUGAGCAAGGUAAGGCUAGAGAAAAGGAGACUGAAGCAACAAAUGAAGCAGAAGAGAAACUAUCCUCAGCAUUGAAUGAGCUGAAGCUGCUUAAAACAAAGCUAUCUGUGAUUAAAAAUUAUGCCAGUAUUCUGCAUGGUUCGGUUUUUGGAAAGCCCUUUGAUGAGCAAGAUAUCCCUGAUUCAUUGCAGAAUUCAGGUUCAUUUGACAUGGGAAAAGAAUGGGAGAAGAUGUUAGAGACCGCAGAUCAUAGGAAGCUAAUUAGGUUGGAAAUGUUUUACCGAGACAUGCUUGCUGGAGUAAAAGAUGAACUAAUGAAGAGAAGGAUAAAGGAAAUUGUAAAGGAGUGUCUCCAAUCUUCAGAGGUGUAAAAACAGUAUCUAAAUGUAAAACAUGAUACCAUUCGGAACAAAAGUAUUUCACCUAAAAAGUAAUAAGCUAUUUGAUCA